Jatropha curcas is the source of this 2866-nucleotide messenger RNA. The record is from RefSeq and is a predicted model, not a curated record. NCBI's taxonomy places the organism in Eukaryota, Viridiplantae, Streptophyta, Magnoliopsida, Malpighiales, Euphorbiaceae.
CUGUGCCCCGGUGUGACAUACAAGCUAAGUACCAAAACCAACCCAAAAACCACUCUAAACCAACCCAGCCCAAGGAAAGGCCUAGAGAAAACCAUGAGACGAAAUGAACUUGAAUCAGACGAGGAGGGAUAAAUUAAAUCUAGAACUUUUUGACGAAUCAAACCGAUAUUGCUUAAUUAAUACGAACCGAACCAAAAAUCAUCAACAAUCCUCUUCGUUCUUCUUCCUUCAAGCGAUCUUUGAUCGCUCUUAAUUCUCCAUGAACCCCAGCCCGCUCCCGGUUACUAGCGCCACCACCUCUGGCCAAUCAACAGGCGACCACCACCUCCGGUCACUUUUUGUGACUCUACCCUUAUAUUUUCUUAAUCAUUCUGCUCUGUUUGACCCUCUAUUGCGCGAAAGGACAAGCGAGAGGAGGGCAGUUCGCGACUCCGGCCACCAACGCCUCCGCCCGCGAGUUUUAGUGCACUAGAUGAGUCAAGGACGGCCUUACCCUUCCUCUUAUACCAAUCUUUGCAAUCAGUUUUGUGUUCUAUUGCGAAAAAAUAUCGAACCAUAAGCAGCUCAGUCAAGGUUAACUCGUCAAUACAGUCAACUGUCAUCUGUUCUUCAUAAGAUCUUCUCCAAUGGCAAAGGAUCAAUCAAUUUCUGUUAAAGACACUGUUCAUAAGCUCCAACUUUCCCUUCUUGAAGGCAUUAAAAAUGAAGAUCAGCUAUUUACAGCUGGAUCUUUGAUGUCUCGUAGUGACUACGAAGAUGUUGUUACAGAGCGAUCAAUAGCAAACCUGUGUGGUUAUCCGCUUUGCAACAAUUCCCUGCCAUUGGAUCGUCCUUACAAGGGCCGAUAUCGCAUUUCGUUGAAAGAGCAUAAGGUUUACGAUCUACAUGAGACAUACAUGUAUUGCUCUUCCAGUUGCAUUGUUAAUAGUCGAGCUUUUGCAGGCAGCUUACAAGAAGAGAGAUGCUCAGUUUUAAAUCCAAUGAAACUUGAUGAGAUCUUAAGGAUGUUCAAUAAUUUGAGCUUGGAUUCGAAAAAUUUGGUAGAAAAUGGGGACUUAGGGUUAUCUAAUUUGAAGAUUCAAGAGAAGAUAGAAAGUAAUGUGGGUGAGGUAUCAUUGGAAGAGUGGAUUGGUCCAUCAAAUGCAAUUGAAGGCUAUGUUCCACAAAGAGAUCGUGACUUCAAGGGUUCAUCAUUCAAAAAUCCCAAAGAAGCAUCAAAAGCUAUCAGUACCAAACCAGUCAAUAAGCAAGAAUGUUUCUUUAAUGACAUGGAUUUUAUGAGCACUAUAAUAACUAAAGAUGAGUACAGCAUUUCAAAAGCUCCCUCUGGUUCAAUUAGCACUGGCUCUGAUAUGAAAUUACAAGAACAAAGGGGGAAAGAAACUCACAAAGGCUCAGAGGCUCAGUCGUCUUCUCCUGGAAAGCAUGCUUUUGUUAAGACAUCAAGAAAAUCGAAAGGAGGGAGGAGUAAACAAAUCAUUAAAGAAGAACUUAGUGAUAAAGACCUGCUUUCAGCUUCAAAUUACUCUCAAACCGGUUCCAGUAUGAAUAAUGCUGAACCUGAAGAGAAAUCGGGAGCCAAGCAAGCAGCUAAUUUAAGUGAAUCUAUGCUCAAACCCUCUCUUAAACCUUCUGGUGCAAAGAAAUCUGUUCAUUCUGUUACUUGGGCUGAUGAGAAAUUUGAUAACGCUAAAAGUAGAAAUCUUUGUGAGGUUAGAGAAAUGGAAGAUACAAAGUCUGGUCUUGAGAUUUUAGACAGUUUGGAGAACAAUAAUGAUAACAUGUUGCGUUUUGAAUCAGCGGAAGCCUGUGCAAUAGCAUUGAGCCAGGCGGCAGAAGCUGUUGCAUCUGGAGAUGCUGAUGUUAAUGAUGCUAUGUCUGAAGCUGGAGUCAUCGUAUUACCACAACCACAUCAUUUGGCUCCUGGGGAUUCCACGGAUAUUGCUGAUAUGCUUGAACGAGAAUCUGCUUCUCUUAAGUGGCCAGCAAAACCUGCUGUUGAACAAUCUGAUUUGUUUGAUUCCGAGGAUUCAUGGUAUGAUGCUCCUCCGGAGGGAUUUAGUUUGAUGUUAUCCCCUUUUGCAACAAUGUGGAUGGCACUAUUUGCUUGGGUAACUUCAUCUUCCUUGGCUUUUAUAUAUGGAAGAGAUGAAACUGCCCAUGAAGAUUAUUUAUCUGUUAAUGGGAGGGAGUACCCUCAAAAGAUUGUCUUGAGAGAUGGUCGUUCUUCUGAAAUCAAGCUUACUGUUGAGGGUUGUCUUUCUCGGGCUUUUCCUGGAGUUGUUGCUGAUCUCAGGCUGCCAAUACCAAUAUCUACACUGGAGCAAGGAGCGGGGCGCUUGUUGGAUACGAUGUCUUUUGUUGAUGCACUUCCCCCAUUCAGAAUGAAACAGUGGCAAGUCACAGCUUUUCUCUUUAUUGAAGCUCUCUCUGUGUGCAGGAUUCCUGCACUUACUUCAUACAUGACUAAUAGGAGGAUGGUGCUUCACCAGGUGUUGGAUGGUGCCCAGAUAAGUGCAGAAGAAUAUGAGGUUAUGAAGGAUCUCAUGAUUCCUCUUGGCCGAGACCCUCGAGCACGGAGUGGAGCAUAAUGUCUUGAAUAUUUCAUCAGUUCCAUGGAAAAAUUUUGAUUAGUGGCAUCAAAGAUUGAUGAUCUCUGUUUUGAACAAUGAUUCUGACAAUGGUCUUGGAGAAUGAUGGAGUUAUAGCAUAGACACUAAUUUCAGUGCUUUGAAUCGAAAUUGUUUUUGGAAAGGGUUUUGCGCCGGUUCAGGUGUAUCUUCCUAACCAACAAAAAUGAAAAAUAACCAUACAAUGAUGAUUAUAUCAAUGCAGAAGAAGCGAAGUAAUUUCUGUAAAAAAAAUA